UCCACCAAUGAGAGCGCUCGCUUAAAUAAGCUAGGGAAAGCUUCAAAUUGUCAACGUAAAGAGAGGCCUCUCACAGAUGAAGUACUGCCACUAUCUACUUCUAUCUGCCACCUCAACGUGCAAAAACAGGUCCAAGCCCAGAUCUGAUCGGACAACCCAGUUCAAUCCUGCAUCAAAAUUCCGAAACUAUGGAACUCAAAGUAUACAGCAUUUGGCCCGGGUGCCUCCGGGUUUAAUGCUGAGUGCUGAGCAGCUAGUCGUCACACAACAUGUCCUCUAGUCUUCCAACGUUCCACCAGUCAGGUAGACCUAGCCCACCUCAGCCCCAUGUCCGCCGAUGGAGUUCAAGCACAGAGAUACACAGGCAACAGAGAUACUAUCCCGAGAAACACUAGGGAUUACAACAUCCCGCCAAUGAUCACGGAUCCUAUCAAGAGACCAGUUCCUCCUGCAUGGGAAGUGCAUGUUCAUCCUGAAGGCUGCCUCUACUACUGUUAUGAGAGCGUGGUGGAUUUUGACGAGUAUUCACGGAAAAUUCGCGUUAUGACUCAGGCAGAUCUCGCUCGUAACGGGGUUGCUGAGACAAUCGAGAACCUGGCAAAGCUUGCCUAUGACCGUGCUUGUCACUAUUCUUCUUUUCCGGUGAACGUGGACCUCGUUGUGGAACUUAUGGAUGAGGGGGAAACCAUUACAGGAGGGUAUUACUUCGUGCACCGCGAUAAUAGAUGUCUAUUCUGGCUGCAGAACUUCGAUGCCACUGUCAUCUUGCGGGAAUGUAGUGGGGUCACUGAACUUUCUCAUAAGCGAAUCGAGUUGGAGGCCCAGUACUGGAAGCACAUCGAUCUGUUUCCUCACGCAAGUGCUCUCGACUCUCAGGUCCUUCGAGAAUUGCAGCAGAUAAUCCGUUUUGCGAUAAGUGAUUGCAUGACCUCUGAGGUGUCGGCGGUUUGUGCUUUGAGCAUGGAUGUCCUCAAGAAUACUCUGGACCUAAUCAAAGAUGUGGACGUGGAGGACAAUUGCAUUCAAUCGGCAUAUGAUAAAUGUUUCAUUGCCAGGAUGAUGAAUCAUUUUAAACACUGUCAAUACCUCAAUUACUAUGGGCAGAAGGGUGCGCGGCUCUCUCGUGACCAGACUGUACACGGCGACACCUACGAGCAGCGUUCCAUUAUGAUAACAUGUCUUGCACCCUUGCUCUUCAAUGCCCCCUACGAGCACGUCUACUCUCUUCACAAACUCUACGUUGACUCUAUUGUCAAUUACAUCGACUGGCGCACCUUCGUUCAGAAGCUGAAUGCUGAGAUGCAGGAUUUCAAUUUGCUCGCGACGGUGCUCUUGAGUGUGAAUGUUGGGUUUUUGGGGAUUAAGGACGUCGAUAGUGGUGCCGGAUCUUCCUUGUCACAGGUCGCGAGCUAUGUGUCUGUGAUAUCAAGCUUUGGGAGCAUGCUACUCGGUGUGAAGCUCGCGAGACAAAGCUACGCUCAAGGUCCAGAUAUGGUUGAUAACGCGGUGCGUCUUUUGAACGAGUAACUUAGUUGCCGUCUUCAACAAUGAAUUCAAUUUAGCAAGCGCACCUGGAGAGUUUAGUGCACCCCAAGCAUGGCCUCGAAACGCUUGCAAUCAUAUACAGCCUUCCGUACGCGCUACUUAUGUGGGGUAUGAUAUUUUUCGUGCUCGCUUUUUUCACUGAAUGUUUCAGUC
Molecule: messenger RNA, 1698 nt
Organism: Suillus paluster
Lineage: Eukaryota; Fungi; Basidiomycota; Agaricomycetes; Boletales; Suillaceae
Exons: 12
Coding region: 328-1527 (399 amino acids)
Source: RefSeq, a predicted model, not a curated record